Sycon ciliatum is the source of this 4278-nucleotide messenger RNA. RefSeq lists its product as uncharacterized. The transcript has a single exon. Gene Ontology annotation, molecular function: nucleic acid binding; zinc ion binding. The coding region runs from base 1 to 4278 and encodes 1425 amino acids. Lineage: Eukaryota; Metazoa; Porifera; Calcarea; Leucosolenida; Sycettidae. Gene Ontology annotation, biological process: DNA integration. The record is from RefSeq and is a predicted model, not a curated record.
AUGGCGUCGCUGAAGGUCGACAACUUCGUUCGUGCGUAUCGUGGCAAAGGGGACGACUGGGAACACUUCUGGGGGAAGUUCAGCGUCCUAGCCAAGAUCCAAGGAUGGGAUUCUGCGGAGAAACGAAUGAAGAACUUUCCACUGUUCUUGGAUGGAGACGCGUUCCUGGUAUUCACGCGGAUGCCGGCCGACGACCAGAAGGACGAGGAGAAGGUGAAGGAGAAGAUGAAAGUGUCCUUCAGCCUGACGAAGGCACAGGCGUACCGUGCAUUCACGACUCGGACUCUACGAGAAGACGAGUCGACCGAUGCGUACGUGGCCGAUCUACAGAGGCUCGCGAGCCUGGCGGGGCACGCCGCCGACGAUGAUAAGGACCCAUUGUUGAUCGAACAGAUGGUGUCCGGAUUGCCAAGCGCCUUCGCGAAGGAAUUACGCUUGUCCAUGGCCUCGAAGGAACAUUCCGUGAGCGGGUGUUUGGCAGCGAUCCGAGCUCUGAGGUCAGCGCAGAGCGACUCGCGAUUGCUAGCUAGAGCCUCGGAGGAAGUGGCAGCGGCGGCGAGCAGUAGCAGUAGUGGAAAGAGCCAGCCAGUUGCCAGCUCGGCUUGUUUCGAGUGCGGAAAAGUUGGGCACCUCCGCCGAAACUGCCCUUCAAGGAGCCGCGAUCGGCGUGGUCGUUCUCAGCCUCGCGGGCUCACGUGCUUCUUUUGCGAUAAGCCUGGCCACGUCAAGCGAAACUGCCCUGCACGUGAGCGAUGGGAAGCGGCUUCGAAGGGCGGCACUGCUGCUGCAGCUGCUGGUGAGCGCGGAGCUAGCACUGACAAGUGCCUCUGCACAGUGACGAAGGCAGGACAGGGGACUCUGCCCAGGGUGUACGUCGAUGUCAAGCCGCGGGACCAAAGCACGAGUGCAUGGAAGAGAGCAAGGGCAGCAGUAGACACGUGCGCCACACGCUCUCUGGUGGCUGAGGCUUUCCUUACUGACCAUGGCAUCGAGUAUGAACCCGACACUGAAGUCCAGAUGAACGCCCUGAACGGCAGCGCAGUCGAGCUGCUUGGAGCCGUAGAGCUGCUGGUAGAGCGAGUAGAGGCGGGCUGCCCGGUUCAUCUUCCGCGGACGCAAGUGAAAGCCUUCGUUGUCCGGAAGUUGGACGCUGUGAAUGCAGACGUCCUCGUUGGCGCUGACGUGAUUGCGGCUGUCGGAGGAGUUCACCUCGGGUAUGGUGACGAUGGUUCCCUGUCGAGUGUCCAGUUCGGCGCCCCAGAAACUGACCGUCCUGCCAUCGUGGCGGCGACAGUGCCGGCUGCUCACCCUUCUCGGCACGUGACUGUGAGCAAGGACGGAGAGGAUGUGGUGCUGAGAACGGACGACAGCGAGGUCCGGUGGGACAGCGCAAGCCAGCGCUGGAUCGUGCGAUGGAUGUGGGCUGAUGAUGAACCGCCAACCAAACAGAUCGGUUCCGGCAUCGGACAGUAUUCUCGGAAGCGGCUGUCGCCGGAGCAGGAAGCCAGCUUCUGUACCGAAGUCGAUGCUUGGGUGGAGAACGGCUGGCUGGUAGAGCACGACCCAUCCGUACACGGGGAGCCGGCAGCUAUCCUGCCUCUGCUAGCCAAGGUCCAAGAACACAAAGCCUCUACCCCAGUCCGGCCGUGUCUAGAUUACCGAGCACUGAACGGUGUCAUCAAAUCCAAUCCGGGGACCGAGGCGCCCGUUUGCGCCGAUAAACUGCGGAAGUGGCGCAUGGCUGGCGAUCAAGAGUGCAAGCUAAUCGACAUCAGGAAGGCCUAUCUCCAGGUUCAUGUAGACCCGUCGCUCGCCCGCUACCAGGUUGUCGUUUGGCGAGAAAAGCUGUACGUGAUGACGAGGAUGGGCUUCGGCCUGUCCGUCGCGCCCAAGGUGAUGGACAUCAUCGUCCGCUGGGUGACCCGAGAGUGGCAGGAUGUUGAUAGCUACGUCGACGAUGUGCUCGUUCCGGGAGCGAAAGAGCAAGCUGUGACGUCCGCUCUUCACCGCUACGGUCUGCCGACCAAGCCCGCAGAACCGCUCACCGCGGCCAGAGUUCUCGGUCUCCAACUGUCAAAGGAAAGUGACGGCACGGUCAACUGGGCUCGUAGAGGAGGUGUCAACCUUGGCUUCGAACAGCCGCUGACAAAGCGUGAGGUCUUCAAGUGGACGGGACGCCUGACUAGCCACUACCCAGUGUGCUCGUGGCUCCGCCCGGCAUGUGCGUGGUUGAAGCGACAGGCCUGCUCAGCUGAUGGCUGGGAUGACGCCGUGCCAGAAGCGGUCGCCAGGUGCUGCGCAGAGCUGGCCGACAUGGUCCGGGAAUCAGACCCUGCAAGAGGUGCGUGGCGUGUUCCAUCGCUGGAUAGCGACGGCUGGACCGUGUUCUGCGACGCGUCGGACGUCGCCAUUGGAGCUUCCCUGCAUCACGAUGGUACUACGAUCGAAGACUGCUCGUGGCUGCGCGAGCCACGUGACCACAAACACAUUAACAUUGCCGAGCUGGACGCCGUCUUAAGGGCGCUAACACUCGCCGCGGAGUACAAGGUGGAGAAGGUGACGUUAGUGACUGACUCGAAGGCGGUUGCAGGCUGGGUGUCGCAGGUCCUCGGGAACGUCAGACGAGUCAGGGUCACUGGCCUCCACAAGCUUCUCGUUGUGCGCCGUCUGGACAUCAUUGAAGACCUAGUCGCAACGGCUGGCCUGAAGGUAACAGUUGGCUGGGUACCGACGAACGAGAAUGUCGCUGACAGACUGACCCGUGUCCCAAAGAAGUGGCUGCAAAUAGCUCGCGUUCCCGAGAGCGACGAAUCUCCGGAAGUUGCCGCGUCCAUGGCAAUGAAGCAGCCGGCGACCGUCAUUGGCUGUGACGACGUCUGUGAUGCCCAGCGGAAGUGCCCGUUGAUUCAGACGCUGGUCAGUGCUAUCGAGAGCGACAGCGAGAUUCAGCACGCCACCUACCGGAAGAUUCGUGAACAGCUCGUCAUCAAGGACGGCCAGCUGAGCCGCACGCUCAAGCUGCCUGCACUCGGCGUUGUCACUGUGCCGAUCGUUCCGGAGUGCCUUGAGCACAGCGUUCUCGAGUCGGCCCACGUGAUGUCCGGGCAUGCCAGCUGGAGUGUGAUGUACGACAUGCUCCGCGCACGUUGCUUCUUCCCCAGCAUGGCGGCUAGGUGCCGGAAGUAUUGUGACCAGUGCCGACAGUGUGCAGCCGCUAGCAGCCACGCAGGACCCGCAGCGCCGCCGACGCAGCCAGACCUGCCUGGGCGGCCGUGGAGUGUCGUUCAGAUCGACACACUUCACCUGGGAGAGGAGAAAUCCGGUCAGUACCACUGCGUGUUGGUGUGCGUGGAUGUGUUUACGAAGUGGGUCGAGGCAAUCCCUCUCAGGCGGCACGAUGCGACCAGUGUUGCAGAAGCGCUGACCAGCCUCUGCUGCCGUUGGGGCCCGCCAGACGAAGUCCGUAUGGACAAUGGCUCCGAGUUCAAGAACGCCGUUGUCCGAGCUCUCUUCGCACGGUUCGGCGUGCGUGUGAAGACAGGGGCCGUACGUCACCCGCAGUCGCAGGGAGGUGUCGAGAGGGCAAACAGGACCAUCAUCACGCUGAUGCGGAAGGUCCUCACAGAAGCAGCAGAUUGGAAAACUGAGCUGGAUCUGCUGCUCUACUACUACCGCACGAGGCCACACACCACGACAGCCAUACCGCCUAUGCUGGCCAUGUGUUCAUGGCAGCCGCGCCAGCUGAUCAUCGAGGCUGAGGCACCAGAAGCCCUACUGAGCGAGUGGGUUGACCGAGUUGGCGAGACAGCAGCAAGGGUCCGCGACCACGUGGAGGUGGAGCUUGCUGCUACGACUCCGGAGAAGCCAAUCACCAAGUUCGAGGCACCCUACACAGAGGGGCAACGUGUGAUGCUGAAACAGCCUGGCCGGCGACGCAAGUUGACUCCGCCAUACCAGUGCGGCUGGAAAGUGAAGAAGAUCAUUGCGCCGUCGACAGUAGUCAUCACCAGAGAUGAUGGCGGGGAGAAAGUCGUGAACAUCAACCUUCUCAAGCCUGACGUACGACACCCACAGAGUGCCAAGCAGGAUGGUGCUCCGCGUCCAGGAGCGACGGAGCAGGCGCACACGAGCGCCGACGAUGGGCGUGACGACGGUGAUGGUGAGAUGUGGCUUGACCAGCCGGAGCCAGCGGACGACGACGACGACGAUCGCCCUGCACCGGCUUAUGACCUACGUGACCGUGGAACCUUGGCGCGUCCAGCUAGAUACAAUGGCUAG